This is a messenger RNA of Stylophora pistillata, 2066 nucleotides long. Its product is annotated as octopamine receptor beta-2R-like. The record is from RefSeq and is a predicted model, not a curated record. Gene Ontology annotation, molecular function: G protein-coupled receptor activity. Gene Ontology annotation, cellular component: plasma membrane. Gene Ontology annotation, biological process: G protein-coupled receptor signaling pathway. NCBI's taxonomy places the organism in Eukaryota, Metazoa, Cnidaria, Anthozoa, Scleractinia, Pocilloporidae.
CUCGACUCGGCAGAUGAAGUUUGAAUUCUGGUUGAUGAAGACUACGUGAUCUUUUUGAAUACUUCUGUUGCUGCACUCGAAUUACUCUCUGAAGAUUCUUGGAAAAAACACUAAUAGAGCAAACAUGAAUAACAGUUCAGUGGGAAGCUUACCUGAGCGUCCAAACCAUGGCGUGGUGUCCCUUAGCAGGUUACUUCCUAUCGCUUUGAUCAUCGUUCUCACCAACGGACUCGUAUUUUUCCUGUUUUUAAGAAAAGAGUCUCUCCGAACUACCUCCAAUUACCUCCUCCUUGGCUUAGCGAUAUCUGACUUCAUCACAGGCGCGAUAAACAUUCCCUACUUCAUUGUGUUUACCUUCAAUGUUGUACCAUUGACCAUGGUAGGAAAUUUCAACUUUUGGAUGUUCGCCCUGCACACCCUGAUGGCGGUCUCAGCUGGGUUUCACAUACUAGCCAUAACUGCAGAUAAAUACUUUGCUGUUAAAAAACCACUGAGACGCCAGCUGAUAAGGAAGAGGAUGAUGUUUGGAAUUCUUGUGGCCAUUUGGGUCACAUCAGCUGUUAUUGCUGUGGUUCCCAUUGUUUGGAUCAAAAGCCAGUCACAACUUCUUUACUUUAUAAUUCAUGCUGCAGUUUGCCUCAUAAUAGUGUUUCUUGUGCCAUACACAUUUAUCAUUUAUGCGUUCAUUGUUAUAUUCAAAGUUAUUUCCAACCGCAAAAUACCUAAGAAGCAGAUUAACAUUGCCUUUUCGAGAUUUCAAGCCAAAAAGAACAACGAGCGAAAGUGCGUCAUAAUUUUUGCUAUCAUGGCUACGAUGUUUGCAUUUUGCUGGUUACCAUAUUUCGCCCUCAUGCUAAUAGCAAACAUCAAGUCUUAUCUGAUGUCGAGUUUGCCGGCCACCAUAUUGAAAGCAUUCGAGGUGUUUGUAGUUGUUAGGUACACGACGUCAGUCACUAAUCCUCUGCUCUACACGUUCUUUAAACGCGACUUUUGGGUUGCGUUUAAAAUCCUCUUUGGCAAAAGGCAAUUUAACUUACCCUCCCGAAGUAGAUCGUGCAGCCUUUCUCUUCGGUGCAAUUCUAAGGAUAUGACCCAGGCCACUCUCUUCGGUAGCAACCCGAUAUUGCUUGUUUCUUGGAAUCAGCUGAAUGGAAUUCUUCCCGAAAUAGAUGCAUUGCAUGGGGCGUCAGAAAGGAAUAUAUCUGCGCUUUAAGGUUUUAAACAAUAGAGAAAGGAUACUAGUUAUAAAUUUAAGUACAUAUGCUUAACUAUUAUUCCAGGAGUGUACGUUGCAAUUGGAUGAGAGAUGGUAAAUAGCAAAUCAGUUCCUUAGCGCCUAGUUGGUUAUAGCCAAUCUGGUAUCCAAUGAGAGCAUAUGGAAGCACUGUUUCAUCAAACUCUCAAAUUCCUCAAUAAUGCGGGGGAGCUCGCUAAAUUUCUUUAAACUCUCGAUUUUUGUUUCAAGUCAAAACUAUCGGAGGUCAACCUACUUCCAACUGCCAAAACGGCAAAACUUGAGUGAUAUGACAUUGCCGGCCUUCGUAUAACGAGGGAAUGGCUAUGAGGCAACAAAAAAUCUGCGUGUGUUACAACGCAAGUUGGAGCAUCAAUCAUUCAUCAUUUCCUAGGGUGGACUCUCCAGUGGCUUCGCAAUACAUAGCGUUUAAAAGACAAGGGAGUGAUGUGCAAACUUGACCAGUUAUGUUAUUGUUUGAGACUAACAUACCAAUGAAAGGGCACUCACGUGUUCUAUUCUUAGUUUUCAUCUGACUUCAUCAAAAUUAAAACAUAAGGAAUCAUCAAUCCCUUUGAGAUUUUAGUUUAGUUAGUUAUUAGAGUAGCUGGAGACAUCUUCUGCCAAAUUUCCAGUUUGAUGGGAUUUUUCGUCUUGUGACAAAGUCAGGUUCUAAGUUUUUGCGCGACACGAAAAUGCGGCCGAGAAUGCUUUCGCGUAUAAAAAGAGUGACUUAUCCGCUGAGAUUUCGCAAUCUGAACAGUCCUUGCUGAUUACAAGUACUCGUAUCGAUGUUGUCAGAACAUCAUCAUUUGUGCUCUAUGACGGGUAC